AGAAGAGGAGGCGGCUCUUCCAGGUCAAGCUUGCAAGCUCCUUUCUGUAACUCAGCGGUCAUGGGAGUUUCUGUGUGAUGUGUUCUGCGUGACUCUACUGGGUGUUGUGAGAGAAGGUUAGUCAAGCUCAGAACUCCAAACAUGUGUCUUCGCUGGAUGCUGUGAAUUUAGCUCAAGCAAGCUCAGAACUUCACACAUGGAUUUAGUCACCUAUGAUGACGUGCAGGUGAACUUCACUCAGGAUGAGUGGGCUUUGCUGGAUCCUUCUCAGAAGAGUCUCUACAAAGAUGUGAUGCUAGAGACCUAUAGGAAUCUCACAGCUAUAGGUUACAUUUGGGAAGAACAUACGAUUGAAGACCAUUUUCAAACUUCUAGAAGUCAUGGAAGGCAUGAAAGAAGUUGUUCUGCAGAGCAACCCUCUGAGUUUAUUCAAUGUGGUAAAGCCUUUGCAUAUGAGAGUGGUAGACAAAGGCAUCAAAUUAAACAUAAUGGAGAGAAACACCAUGACUGUAACCAAUGUGGUAAGGACUUUAGAACAUGGAAUGUCCUGCAAAUACAUAAGCGAACACAUACAGGAGAGAAACCCUAUGACUGUAAACAAUGUGGUAAAGUCUUUGCAAGAAGCUGUCAUCUCCAAAUACAUAAUCGAACACAUGCAGGAGAGAAACAGUAUGAAUGUAACCAAUGUGGUAAAGCUUUGAAAAGAAGGAGUGACCUCCAAAUCCAUAAGCGAACACAUACAGGAGAGAAACCCUAUGAAUGUAACCAAUGUGGAAAAGCCUUUGCAAGUAGUGGUGACCUCCAACAACAUAAACGAACACAUACAGGAGAGAAACCCUAUGAAUGUAAACAAUGUGGUAAAGCCUUUUCAGAAUGCAGUCAUCUCCGAAUACAUAAGCGAACACAUACAGGAGAGAAACCCUAUGAAUGUAAACAAUGUGGUAAAGCCUUUGCACAUAGCAGUCAUCUCCACAAACAUGAGCGAACACAUACAGGAGACAAACCCUAUGAAUGUAACCAAUGUGGUAAAGCCUUUGCAGUAAUCUAUACUCUCCAAAUGCAUAAGCGAACACAUACAGGAGACAAACCCUAUGAAUGUAACCAAUGUGGUAAAGCCUUUGCAGUAAUCUAUACUCUCCAAAUGCAUAAGCGAACACAUACAGGAGACAAACCCUAUGAAUGUAACCAAUGUGGUAAAGCCUUUGCAGUAAUCUAUACUCUCCAAAGGCAUAAGCAAACACAUACAGGAGAGAAACCCUAUAAAUGUAAACAAUGUGGUAAAGCCUUUACAAGAAGCUGUCAUCUCCGAAUACAUAAGCGAACACAUACAGGAGAGAAACCCUAUGAAUGUAACCAAUGUGGAAAAGCCUUUGCAAGAAGUGGUGACCUCCAAAAACAUAAACGAACACAUACAGGAGAGAAACCCUAUGAAUGUAAACAAUGUGGUAAAGCCUUUGCACAUAGCAGUCAUCUCCACAAACAUGAGCGAACACAUACAGGAGACAAACCCUAUGAAUGUAACCAAUGUGGUAAAGCCUUUGCAGAAAGCAGUACUCUCCAAAUCCAUAACCGAACACAUACAGGAGAGAAACCCUAUGAAUGUAACCAAUGUGGUAAAGCUUUUAUAACAAGGAGAGUCCUCCAAAUACAUAAGCGAACACAUACCGGAGAGAAACCAUAUGAAUGUAAACAAUGUGGUAAAGCCUUCGCAAGCAGUAGUGACCUCCAAAAACAUAAACGAACACAUUCAGGAGCGAAACCCUAUGAAUGUAAACAAUGUGGUAAAGCUUUUGCACAAAGCAGUCAUCUCCGAAUACAUAAGCAAACACAUACAGGAGAGAGACCCUAUGAAUGUAACUAGUAUGGUAAAGCCUUUGCAGGAAGCAGUGUUCUCCAAUGCCAUAAAAGAUAAAUACAGGAGAGACACCAUAUGAAUGUAACCAAGGUGGUAAACCCUUUGAAGGAAGCAGUGGUCUUGAAUAUCAUAAUCGAACACACACAGCUGAAAAACCCAGGAAUGUAACCAAUGUGGUAAAGUCUUUGCAGGAAGGAGUGACCUUUAAAGAGAAAAGACCAUACAGGAGAGAAACUCUAUGUAGGUAUCUGAUGUUAUAAAGCCUUUGCAGCAAGCAUUGAUCUCCAAGUACAUAAAUGAACAUAUACCAGAGAGGAACCUUUUAAACGUAACCAAUGUGGUAAAGCUUUUUCGAAAACCAAUAGUCUUUACACACAUAAAAGCACAUAUAGUUGAGAGAAAUGCUUUGAUUUUAACCAAUGUGGUUAAACUUUUUCAAAAAGCAGUCAUCAACAAAAUCAUGAAAGAGCACGUAUAGGAGAGAGAUUUUUGAAUGUUAGCAAUGGUGCUUUUAUAGCUUUUUCACAAAGCAGUGGCCUCCAAAUAUAUAAAGCAACACAUACAGGAGAGAAACCCUAUGAAUAUUGGCAAUGUUUUAAAACACUUCUACAUCACAAUCAUCUUCAAAUCUGUAAGGAACAUGAGGUUUUGAGAAAUCCUCUGAAUAACACCAAUUAGGGAAAGCAAUUGUACAAAAGAGUCAUCUCCCAACACAAAAGUAUACACACUAGAUAUAAACCCUAUGAAUAUAGGCAAUGUGGUAAACAUUUUAUAAGUCACAGUAGUCUCUAAGUAAAUAAAAAGAGACACAGUUGAGAAAAACACUAUGAAAUGAACAAGUGAACAGAGCCUUGUGCAUUAAAAUCUUCAAAUACAUAAAAGAAGACAUAGAGGUGAGAAAUCCGAUGUCUACAAGCCAUGUGGUAUUGCUUUCACUUGUCAGUCAUAUUCAAAGACACAAAAGAAAACAAAAUGUAACAAAAGGCUGAGUGUGUUUAAUAUGGUGAAACUUUUUGAAUAUUUUAGAGUCUUCACAAUGAAACAAUUCAUACUGCAAAUAAAUUUAGGAAUAUAAUAUGGUGAAACCUUUUCAGAUUUCCCAAAUCUUCAUCAUUAUGAAUGGGAAACCCAUAAAUGCAUUCAAUAUGGGGAAGCCUUUAAACAUUUCUAAUUCUUUAUAAUCCUGAAAAUAAUCAUACAAAGUUCAAGGGGAUACAAGAAAUGUUUCUUAUUGUCUUGCUUGAGUUACAGUCCUGACAUCCUUUGGUAUGAAUAUCAAUGUGGAAAUUGUGAGUGGAUGCCCUUUCCUCCCCAACUGCUUCUUGGUCAUAAUGUUUAUGCAGGAAUAGAAACCCUGACUAAGACAAAUUGGUAUCUGGAGUGGGGUAUUCCUGUGUCAACCUGACCAUGUUUUGGGAGGACUGUGGAAGGACUUUGGAACUUUGGGUUAGAAGAUCCAUUCUGUGUUAAGAACGCUGUGGGAUGUUGUGUAGGAGCUUGGAAGAUAAUGUUGAGAACCGUGCAGAAGAUGGAAGCCUGGCUUGUGAAAUUUUAGAGGGAAAAUGAAAGCCUCUUUUCAGGGCCAUUGUUACUUUGUGAAGAUUCUGUGGUUCUGGUUAACUGGGGCUGAAGAAUCAGCUGUGAUUAACAAGAUACCAGAACUACUAGAGUGAAAACUUUGCAUUACUGGGACUGUUGAUGCUGGUUAGCAGGAGCUAAGAAAUUAGCAGUGAUUAAGAAGAAACCAGCAUCAUUGAAGUGGCAUCAUCUGUGAAGUGUUUUCUGAGAGCACAGAGGAAGUGUUCUAGAGAUAAUCAAGGUGGUACCUUGUGCUGUGGCUGGACUUGGUAGUGUGUGAGUCUUAACCUCGUGGUACUGGUUUUGAAGGCAUGAAGGGAUAAUGCAGAGCAGCUAAGGCCCAGCACUUUGAGAGGUCAUGGAAGGCAACUGGUGAAGGUGCAGACUCAGGUGAAAUUGAUGGCCCAGUACUGAAGAGAUCAUGCAGUGUGUUGGAGUUGACAGGUCCAUGAUUGACCACGAAGAACAGCAGCAGCAGUAAAGUACAUGCAUCUGGAGCAUAGAGGACAAGUUGUGUGCUACAAAGGACAGGGUUGGAAAAGUGACCCAAGCCCUUGGUUCUUUUGGAGUUGUCCAAAAGAUCGUGAGUUGGAUCCCAGACAUUGGACAGUUGGAGUUUAAUUUUUACUUUUGAUUGUGACUGUGCCCUGAUGUUUUUCCCUCUUGAAGGAAACAAGUAUUUUAGUGGAUUCCAUUGUAAAAGGCUUUGGAUUUUGAAGGAUAUUGGAUAUUUUAAAAGCAUUGAACUUUUAAUAUGUAAAGUCUGUGGGGCUUUCAAAGUUGUGUAUAUCUUGGGCAUGAAUAAGAAACUAAGAGUUGAGCAUUACUAGUGAUGUGUUUGCGUGUCAAAUUGACAAGGUGUCAAUUAUACUGGCUAAUUUUGUGUCAACUUGACACAAGCUGAAGUUAUCACAGAGAAAGGAGCUUCAGUUGGGAAAUGCCUCCAUGAGAUCCAGAUGUAAGACAUUUUCUCAAUUAGUGAUCAAGGGGAAAGGCCCCUUGUGGGUGGGACCAUCUCUCUGCACUGGUAGUCUUGGGUUCUCUAAGACAGCAGUCUGAGCAAGCCAGGUGAAGCAAGCUAGUAAAGAAACAUCCUUCUGUGGCCUCUGCAUCAGUUCCUGCUUCUUGACCUGCUUGAGUUCCAGUCCUGACUUCCUUGGUGAUGAACAGUAAGCAGUAUGAAAGUGUAAGCCAAAUAAACCCUUUCCUCCCCAACUUGCUUCUUGGUCAUGAUGUUUGUGUAGGAAUAGAAACCAUGAAUAAGACAAGGGGUAUAAGGUAUGGAUUGUAAAAAAAAAGAUUAGACAAUAAAGAAAUGAAGAAAUAAAAUUAAUUUUUUUUAAAAAAGGAGGAUCAGACAGAAACAUUCCUUCCAAAUUAUACCUUUAUUUUCACACCAAUCAGGAUUUAGGGAUAGGGGCUUAUGUAGUUUACAGUGUCAUCUGUUAUAUAUUAUGGGUGUUAUAGCUUAACUAAUCAUAUGGAUUUGUUCUUUGGUGGUAAAGUACAGGUCUUAUGUUUUGAGGGGCACAAUGAAAAGCAGAAAGCAUUGUUAGAGACAGUCAUUAUGUUUUAAAAAGAAAAUAUGAGUAAAGUGAGGUUGGAUCUCCACAAUACCUAAUCCUUGGAAACAAACUUAGUUUCACCAUAUGAUUAAAUUCAGGAUAAUAACAAAAAGGCAAUACUUAGGGCCUGGUGUUUGGAUUUGAUUUGUUUUUCUGCUAAUUCCCAAUUGUGUAUUGAUUCUUAUGCUACUCCUGUUAAAUUCUUCCCAAAUUUCAUGAUAAUCCUGUACUGGGACACUGAGAUUCCCUGCCCCAAGCUGAUUAUAAAUGGGUAACAAAAGUGCCAGCAGCCAAUGGCUAGGCAGGCAACAAAGGCAGAACUUUUGGAUUCAUGGCAAGGGAAACAAAGAGGAUCUCCAUGCCAGUAAAGGAUUUGGAUGCCAGCUUCAGAGCUGGGAAAGACACAAUACCAGCCACAUAAAAGCUAGGAAAGAGUGACCCCAGUGUUCCCUCCUCUGAUUGGUUCUGGAGAAGCAAAGAUGGCCUCUAGAUUUAGGAAAUUAGGUGUAUCACAGGGGAACCAAUAGCAAUGUGGAUGUUUGGUAGUGUCCCAGCCAAUGAGCUGAUUUGGCAUAUUACAUAAUGCUGUUUGUCUUUCAUUUCAGACUCCAAAGUACUUGUAUGCUAAGCUAAGAACUUAAACAGGUGGCAUCCUAUAGUAGAGCAGAGUAACCAACUGAGUCUACAGAAGGCAUCACACCUACAGGAUGGAAUGCAAUAUUAAAAACUAAUUGGGGAUUCUCAAAUGAAAACCAAAUGCUAAGAUGUGAAAUUAAGGGAUGAGGAAAAUUGGUUUCUUAGUGGAUUCACUUGUUUUGCUGAGCCAUUUGAGUCCUCACUAGCUGUGCAGGUUCACAACUAAAACAAAAGUUGAGCUAAAAUGGUAUGCAUAAUUCUUGGAUUUGUGGAAUGAGCUGGGACUCAGAAAAAUGUCCCAAGCUGAUCCAGACAUCCUUGUUGGUCUGGAUUUUCCAUGAGCCCUCUUCCACCAUGAGCCCUUCUAAAAGAUUUCUGUCUGCCUCAAAUAGUUUAAGCUUGGAGGUGCAGUACAAAGAGACAGGCUGCUCAGAAAGCAACAACAGAGGUAGAUGGUAGAGGCUGCCCAGAGCUAUAAUCAGAAAAAAAGAAUAGAGAGAAAUCGAUGAGAUUUGUUUUAACUUCUUUUAAGGAAAAAUGAGCAGGUGGUGAUUGUGUAAGAGUGUUUGAGGCAAUCUCUGUGAAGGGCCCUAAUGUCUGCAGAGGAUUCUCCACAUGGCUGGCACCCUAGCACACCCAGGUCCUUGAGAUCAGUGGUAAGUGGAAUGCAAUAUAAGUUCCAAAAAAUACAGAGGGUCUUGUAAUAGUAGGAACAGGGACAAAGGACAGCAGCGUGACCAGCGACUGAGGUUAACUUCUGGUUGGAGCCACCCUCUCCCACCCCCAUGCAAUCUUUGGCCAGAUCUCAGCAGAGGGCCCAAAGGUCCCCAGAGGACUCUUCAUGCUGAAGGCCCCCUAGCACACUCUGGUCCUUGAGAUCACUGGUGAGUGGAAUGCAACAUCACUUCCAAAAAAUCCAGAGGGUCUUGUGCUAGCAGCAACAGGGUCAAAGGACAAAGGCAGGCCCUAGCACAUCCAGAAUCUUGGGAUCACUGAGAACUGGUUAUGCAGGAGAGUAAGUGGGCAGCAGAAGUAACUAAGCUUCUUGAACAAGGUCCCUACAGGCCUUCAUCCUCAGCCAGAAGACAGACCUAACACCCAGAACCCUAGACACUUUCCCUGCGAGAGGGGAGUCGGCCUCCAGGGAGGGCUCUGACCCCAGGAAUCAGGAUGUGGAUCUGAACUCCAGACUUCUGUGCACCUUCUCUGUUGGCACUUUCUCUUUAUGUUACCUAGGUCACAUUAUAUUUAGUGGAUAGGAUUAAAGACAAUUAAGACUGUAGUAAGAUUAAGGGAGAGUUUCCCUUAGAAUUUAAGACAUAUUUCAAACAACCAGAAUGGAGAUUUUUAAAUUAUGUUUAUUCUUUAAUUAUACUCCAGUCAUUAUCACCCCCCCAUUCCAACCACUUACAGUUUCUCAUCCCAUAUCCCGACCCCUCUGUACAUCUCCAUGAGGGUGUCCUCACACCCACAACCAUUCAACAACAUCCUGCCAGGCUUCCCCAAUCCCUGGGACUUCAAGUCUCUCGAGGAUUAGGUGUGUCUUCCCUCCCUGAGUCCGGGCCAGGCAGUCCUCCUCUGUAUAUAUGUUAGGGACCUUGGACCAACAAGUGUAUGCUGCCUGGUUGCUGGCUCAGAGUCUGAGAGAUUUCCAAGGUCAAGGUUUCUUGAGACUGUUGGUCUUCUUGUUGGGUUGUAAGACUCCCGGGAGCCUUAGCUUACUGGGGACCUGUGAGUGAACCAUGUGGGGCUGGAAUCAAUGGAAAAAGCAAGAGGAAUUUAUUGUUCCACUAAACUGGGGUCAUCCCAGACCCUAAGGAGAGGUGGUGACCCGCGUGCCUGUUCGGCGAGCUUUUAUAUGGUUGUCAGGGGCAAAAUAGAGCAUCAACCUGGCAGUGGUGGCAUACACCUUACAUUUAAAAGCUCAUAGUGGAUUGCCCAGACCCCUUAAUGAGGGCAAUGCUGCAGCAGGUUUGCAUAUCAGGCAGAGUAUAGGCAUUACACAGGAAUAGUUCCGCCACACACUCUCAUUCUUUUUGUUUGUUUUUUUUUUUCAUUUUUAAAAUUCUAUUUAUUUAUUUAUUUAUUUAUUUGUUUAUUGUAUGUAAGUACACUGUAGCUGUCUUCAGACACUCCAGAAGAGGGCAUCAGAUCUCAGUACAGAUGGUUGUGAGCCACCAUGUGGAUGCUGGGAUUUGAACUCAGGACCUCCGGAAGACCAGUCAGUGCUCUUUUUUUAAAAUAUUUUUAUUGGGUAUUUUCCUCAUUUACAUUUCCAAUGCUAUCCCAAAAGUCCCCCAUUCCCUCCCCCCACUCCCCUACCGACCCACUCCCACUUUUUGGCCAUGGCGUUCCCCUGUACUGGGACAUAUAAAAUUUGCAUGACCAAUGGACCUCUCUUUCCAGUGAUGGCCGACUAGGCCAUCUUUUGAUACAUAUGCAUCUAGAGACAAGAGCUCCGGGGUACUGGUUCAUUCAUAUUGUUGUCCCACCUAUAGGGUUGCAGUUCCCUUUAGCUCCUUGGGUGCUUUCUCUAGCUGCUCCAUUGGGGGCCCUGUGAUCCAUCCAAUAGCUGACUGUGAGCAUCCACUUUUGUGUGUGCUAGGCCCCGGCAUAGUCAGAUGCACUAAAAGAAACACUCUCAUUCUUUACAUCAUUAAAAUACUAAUAGGUUGAGACAACAAUUUGGUAUUUCUAGAAAAUGUGCAUGUCAAUUUAUAAAAACUUGUCUUCAAUGUCCUCAAUUUCUUCCUGUACUGCAUAAUGGUGUUAAUCCUUGAGAACACAUACCUAAUCAAGUAUGGCAAAUAGAUGUUACUUAUGUAUCUGAAUUUAAAAAAAUGUUAAACAAUGUACAUAUGACUAUUGAUAUCUUCUCAUGCUUUCUAUUUGCAACUGCUUUAACAGGAUAAGCAACUAAAUAAGGAACUAGUCAUUGCCUACAUUGUUUUUCUAUUCUUGAUGUUCAAAAUGACAGGAAGACAUAAAGUUACUGGCCAUUACAGUCA
Molecule: messenger RNA, 8642 nt
Organism: Mus musculus (house mouse)
Lineage: Eukaryota; Metazoa; Chordata; Mammalia; Rodentia; Muridae
Product: predicted gene 14391
Exons: 6
Coding region: 197-1861 (554 amino acids)
Source: RefSeq, a predicted model, not a curated record